AUGACUGAUACCUCGAGACUUACCUGGGCAACUUCGCUCUUCUAUUUCGGUCAACUGGCUGGAUCCUAUCUUCUGACUUACGCCCUCCAACGAUUUGACUCGCGCUACGGCUUUGCCCAAGUCAAAGGCCCUCUGCAACCAUGGCAGUACAUAUAUAUUUUUGCCGGCGCGUUAACCUUCUUGUUCGGCAUUCUGUGCUUUUUCAUCCCCAACUCGCCUUCAAAUGCCUGGUUCCUGACUCUCGAAGAGAGGAUCGUUGCCGUGGAGAGACUAAGGAGCGGUCAAACUGGUAUUAAGCAAAACAAACUCAAGUUUUCCCAGAACAAGGAGGGACUGCUAGAUAUCAAUGUCAAUGGCUGCCGCAUACACCGUCAACGGCGCCGUGUCCGGCUUCGGUCCACUGAUCGUAUCAACCUUCGGCUACUCAUCCUCUUCCAGUUCCCGAUCGGUGGUGUCUCUGGUGUCGGGACAGUGCUUAUCGGCUGGCUGUGCUCAAAGAUCAAGAACAUCCGCAUCAUUCUCCUCAGUUUAUGCUGUCUGCCAGUGAUAGCAGGUUUCGCUAUGAUCUGGAAGUCAACUUGGGGUGCUAAGCCCGUGACGCCUGUUGCAGGUUACUCGCUCCUCGGUUUCUUUGGUCCCGUCGUUGGCCUCACCAUCUCUCUCGGAUCUGCGAAUGUUGCCGGACACACGAAGAGAAGUUUCAAUGCCGCUGCGGUCUUCAUCGCCUAUUGUGUCGGUAACAUUAUUGGGCCACGGUUGAUUCGGAGUCAGACGAAGGCGCAGCACUAUCCGGAACUAUGGACGGGAUUGAUCAUUUGUUACUGCAUAGUCAUCCUAACUUCAUCUGUUCUUUACUUCCUGUGGUCGCGGGAGAACAAACGACGGGCGUCUUUGGAUCUGGACGAAGCCGAGCGUGAGAGGCUGGGAUUCAAGGACUUGACUGACAAGGAAAAUCUUAAUUUCCAAUACGUCUACUAG
Messenger RNA from Aspergillus affinis, 978 nucleotides. RefSeq names its product MFS general substrate transporter. Gene Ontology annotation, cellular component: membrane. The record is from RefSeq and is a predicted model, not a curated record. The coding region runs from base 1 to 978 and encodes 325 amino acids. The transcript has 4 exons. Lineage: Eukaryota; Fungi; Ascomycota; Eurotiomycetes; Eurotiales; Aspergillaceae. Gene Ontology annotation, molecular function: transmembrane transporter activity.